AUGUCGACACUCGCUUCAUCUCGAAAGAGGGCAUCGACCCCCUCUUCCCCAAGCACAAGCUUGAGCAAGAAGCUGAAGCUAACAAGCAUAUCCCCGCCUCAGCCGAUGUCACCCGCGACGCUUACGACACUUUUGAACCAAGAUCCAGCCGAUCUCAUGCCAGAUCUGCGGAUGCAGGUGACAUGUCUCAAACUGUUCCUCCUGGUAAUUGCGCAUAUGCCAGAAGCCACACCGAAACACAAACAAAAGCUCGAAGUUGGGUACAGACAGGCUGUGGUGGCUCUCAACAAAAUGGAUAUUCUGGGUAUUGCGACAAAGAGAAUGAUCGCUGCUGUUAAUGAUAUUGAGAAGCUUACGAGGGACAUUGAUGAGAUUUUGGAGUUUGACGCGCCGUCGUUUCCUAAUGUGCAGCUGAAGAGGUCAUGUGAAGAUUUCAUGGGUGCGUAUGAGGAGAGGUUGGCUAGCUUGGAUCCCAUGAGAGAAAAUGGCUGUGAUGAUAUCCCAGUCUUCAUCCUGUUUCGCUCAUAUCAACCAACUUCAACGUGCAAUCACAUCGUCCGACCUACCAACAAGUCCAUGUCCAAACUGCGACAAGACUACAACCAACGCGCCUCCACCUUCGCAGGAGAUCUCUCUAAGGUCUACAAGCUCCGCGUCAAGGUAGACAGAGCAAACCGAGAGUUCAAGGAAUCAAUCGGCAAGCAGAUCGACCACCUGAUGCUCCUACAGUCUGAGAUCAUCCAGGAAGCAGAUGCUAUUCGAGCAGGAGGCUCUCUCCUCCUAACAGAACAGGAGAUCUCAACCCUCGCCCAUCACGCAGGCAUCCAACUCAUCCCCGAGCAUUGGUUAGCAUGCCUUCUAGAGAACAUUCGAGAGAAUGAGAAGCUGAAAGCGCAGGAACAGAUGGUCAAAAACAGAUACCAAGAGUUAUAUCAUCAGAGAGGUCGGCCGCGCAUGACUCUGAAUAAUGGACACUAUACACGUCGUAUGGAUUGGUAUGCUCGACGUCUAUUUAGGCGAGAAGCCGUAGCUGAAGAUGAGCGACUGCCUGUCAAGACUAUAAAGAGACUCGAGUUUCUGAAGCAGUAUACAGAACCGGAUGCUCCGCAGACCGACUUUGAGGAUGCCCUGAGUGCUUAG
This is a messenger RNA of Fusarium tjaetaba, 1140 nucleotides long. RefSeq lists its product as uncharacterized. Bases 1 to 1140 code for a protein of 379 amino acids. The record is from RefSeq and is a predicted model, not a curated record. Lineage: Eukaryota; Fungi; Ascomycota; Sordariomycetes; Hypocreales; Nectriaceae. The transcript is spliced from 4 exons.